Pochonia chlamydosporia 170 is the source of this 264-nucleotide messenger RNA. RefSeq lists its product as hypothetical. The transcript has a single exon. Lineage: Eukaryota; Fungi; Ascomycota; Sordariomycetes; Hypocreales; Clavicipitaceae. The record is from RefSeq and is a predicted model, not a curated record. Bases 1 to 264 code for a protein of 87 amino acids.
AUGACGAGGACAUGGUCAAAUGCAGGCUCCAACACCCAGUACGGCAUCAUCCACCGGCACUUCUUCACCUCCGACCUCACCUUCACCAAGCUCGAUCCAAUACUACCUAGUCAGUUUAGUCCAACGGAUGGCCACUUGCCGAUGCUAGUAUCCCAAUUAGUCUACCAAAGGAUGAUUGAUCACUCAAUCACAAGCUUCUGUUGCAUUUCUAUUCCGCCCCCAACGCACCAAAGAUACACUGCCUCGGCUAUGCAGCCAUCAUAG